AUGACAAUUAGAAAUGAUACAGAGCAGAAAUAUGACAGUGAAAACAAUAUUGAUAAUGACAGUAGCGGAACAUUAUCAACCCCACACUUGGCGAUCGGUGGCGCCAAUAUGAUCGGAAGCGCCACACAGCCCAGCUCGGGGGCUCCUGCCCCGUCCAGGAAGACCAAGGACGACACGCCCCGCCGGAUGCGCAAGGACUCCGCAACUGGACUCGCCGCCGGCCUCAAGCAAGCAACGUUAUCGAGGUUUAUGGCUGUACUCCCUGGAGGAACUCAGGGAGGAGGUACGCAGGUACCUCCUCCUCCCGCGCUGACACUACCUGCUUCGACGGGCCCUGGAGCCACUCAGAACACAGCGCUAUCACCCCCAACCGAGACGGGAGGGGACGUAGAGAUGGCAGGCCCUGACCCUCCGCAGAUGCAGGCGACUCAGCUCGUAGUCGAUACGGUCAAUCUGCCACCUUCGAUGCCAUCGUCCUCUACCAAACCAAGGCGGGGCAAGAAGAGGAAACAGGGCGAGGGUGAGGGGGUAGUAACAGCACCAUCUCCGGUCAAGAAGGCAAAGCCGGAGAGGAGCCUGUCUCCCGAGUUCGUUCGGGACCCGGACGUCCUUCGCCAGAUGCCAUCGCGUAUUCCUCGAACUCCGGAAGGCAGUAAACAGGAUCCCAUUCUGAUCACAAAGUCCAACGUGAAGAAGCUCUAUCGUCUCAAAGACAAACAGAUAGAUACCAUCCCAGUGUUUCGAGUCGUCGAGACGAAGGAUGACGACGGACGUCCCUUGAAAGUCUACCUCUAUCGCGAGGACCUCGUCGAGUUCGAGGCGUGGAGGGCAUAUGGUGGUUACACCCGUUUCGUCAGACAUCUCCGCAAGCUUAAGUGUACCUAUGAUAAAAAGUACCCUGAAGCAACUCGCCCAGCCACAUACGAAUUCCCAGUUUCUGUGCACUACAAGGGAGUUCUGGAGGACGAGGAGAAGAAGGAGGAGAACCUUCUAUGCGAUGAGGUGCAGGCGGCCAUCGAAGCUGUGCAGAAUGGAGUCGCUGAACGAGAGGCUGCCUCUUCCUCUCAGCCUGCCACCCCGAAGAAAGAUAAGGGCAAAGGUCGCGAGAAGUAA
This is a messenger RNA of Cyclocybe aegerita, 1113 nucleotides long. The record is from the annotation of a GenBank genome assembly. NCBI's taxonomy places the organism in Eukaryota, Fungi, Basidiomycota, Agaricomycetes, Agaricales, Hemipholiotaceae.